This is a messenger RNA of Mycosarcoma maydis (corn smut), 2541 nucleotides long. RefSeq lists its product as uncharacterized. The record is from RefSeq and is a predicted model, not a curated record. The transcript has a single exon. Gene Ontology annotation, biological process: regulation of transcription by RNA polymerase II. Gene Ontology annotation, cellular component: nucleus; SWI/SNF complex. The coding region runs from base 1 to 2541 and encodes 846 amino acids. NCBI's taxonomy places the organism in Eukaryota, Fungi, Basidiomycota, Ustilaginomycetes, Ustilaginales.
AUGGCUAACCAUCAAGCUCACGAACGCAAUUCGCAGCCUUCGCCAAAACCAUCACACUUACCUGUCGACCCUGCAUCCGCUUCCACCUUGCCUUCGGAGCUUCUUACCUCUGCACCUGAGUGCACCUCGUCAGUUGCGACUCCUUUGCAGUUCCCUGAUCUCGCUUCCUCACCACCACCACCCUCAAAUCUUUCGCGACAACAGCAGCUUCAUCACCAACAGCAACAACUUCUGGGCAGUUGCACACGUGAUUCUUCCUCCUCGCUCUCAUCCGUACCUUCAUCGUCUGCCUCGGAACCAUCACCGAAGCAGGGUGAAACUACAAGGCUUAGUUGCAAGAGGAGCGCGCCAUCGCAAUCAUACACAGCUUCUCGUCGCACAAGAUCAUCGGUCGAUUUGGCUGCCGCAGCCUCUGCAUCCAUCGCACGUCAACCAGUCCUCUUAUCUUCUCGAUUCGGUGCUCCCACAUCCCUUGAUUCAAGCGACACCUUUCCUCUCCGUCCGCUUCCUUCGCACCUGGUCUCGGGCCACUACAAUCACGCAGCAUCGCUUCCUAGCUCGCCUCUUGCAAGGCAUCAGUCGCGCGUUCAUCACCAGCGAACGCUUGAUUCAUUACGCUUUCAAGGCACUUUUGCAUCGGUUCAAGCCGAAUCUCAUCGUGAACAGUGCCUCUCUCGAGGUUCAACGCUGGCGCUGAUCAAACCGGGUUCUCAUCUCUCACCCGAGGUGUCAGAGCAAACCUUUCCAUUGCAAACUCUUCCAACACCCUCGAUUGCAUCCCACCGAGGCGUUUUUAGAGAGCACUCGCAGCUGAGACACGCCUUCAGCUUGCAUCCGUACCCACUGUUCAAUCAAUUGCACCCCGCUGCUCACUACAGGAUGGACACUCAAGCUCCAAUGACACAGUCGCAGGCUCAUACACAGGCACAGGCGCAAGCCCAACACCAAAUGCAGAUGCAGAUGCAAAUGCAAAUGGCACAAGCACAACAGGCGCAGGCGCAAGCACAGCAACAGGCUCAUAUCCUACGCAGAAAGAAUGCGCAGGACGUGCUGGUGGGUCAAGGCUUUCGUGGGUUGAAACGUGGUCGUCCUACCGACCGCAGCCUGCCUCCUUCUUUGAAGCGUCAGGUCCCGGAAUCAGCCUUCUACUCAGACCUGCAGCGCAUCGAAAAGAAUCUCGACUGGACCGUCGCGAGGAAACGUGCUGAGCUCACCGAUGGACUCUCGCGACCUCCCAAGAUCAAGCGCACGCUGCGCAUCUUCUUGAGCAACACGUGCGCCAAUCAGCCAUUUCAGCUGGCCGAAAAGCAGAAGGUCAAGGACUCUGCGCCAUCUGUAGAGACCGCGGAUGGGGCCGAAGUCAAGGUGGAAGGCGAUAAGGAUGCGGCUGACAGCAAGGAGGAGGACGCCGUGCCCUCCUGGACGCUCCGCAUCGAAGGUCGUCUAUUGGAGCCCUCGUUCAAAUCGCGCGCCAACACAGCUUUAUCGGCACAGGCGAGCAUCAACCGCACGGGUGCGCACAAGUUCAGCAACCUCAUCAAGACAUGCGUUGUCGAGCUGAUGCGCGACCCUUCCCUGUACCCCGAUGGUAGCAACAUAGUCGAAUGGCACCGUCCCGUGCCCUCGGUCGCACCUGCGAGUGGCAUGCAGGCCGGUGGAGGAGCUGGAGGUCUUGGAGGUACCCAGGGUAUGGAGGCGCCUUUAGUUGCCAGUGCCGAGCCGGCGUUGGACGGGUUCGAGAUCAAACGCAAGGGUAAUGUGCCCACCAAGGUCAAGAUCGUGCUCUAUCCUGCAUAUACCCCGGAGCGCUACUCGCUCUCUCCUGAGCUAGGUUCGUUGCUUGACAUUCGUGAGGAGUCGCGUGCCGGCGUCAUCUCGGCUUUGUGGUCGUACGUCAAAGAAAAGAAGCUGCUGGACGAGACAGAUCGCAAAAAGGUCAAGUGUGACUCUGCGCUCCGCUCGCUCUUCAACACAGACACGAUCAACUUCCACCACAUGCCUGAAGUGGUCAACCGACAUCUUCACCCCGCUCAACCCAUCGUCAUCGAGUACUGGGUGCGCACCGACAAGGCCGAAUACAAGCACUCGACGGCGUACGAUAUUGAGCUCGAUCUGGAAGAUCUUGCCAUUCGACAGAAGCAGCAUAACGUCCUAGCACAGUUCGACACGACCAACGAUGCUACUUCCAGAGAGAUUGCUGAACUGGAUGACAAAAUCGCGCAAGCGGCUGCCACGAUUCGUAACCGUGCUAGUGCGAGGGACUUUUUGGCUGCGUUUGCAAAGGAUCCGCAGGGUCAUCUGAGGACCUGGAUCGCUAGCCAGGCGCGUGACUUGGAUGCGAUUUUGGGCAAUAACCCGGUACCCGGCGCAGGAGGCUCUGUGUCGAGUUUCACUGCGGAGGAGAUGCGACGUGCUGAGACGUUCAAGGGCGCCUGGGUGGACGAAGCGGUGAUUGUGAAUGAAGCCCAGAGACUGGCGGAAAAGCUGCAAGAGCUUCAGUCGCAAGCUGCUCAGCCAAACCCGGGUCAAGCUGGUAUGUGA